AUGUCUAUGGAGGCAGGCGAUGAAGGAACGGAGGCAAAUGGCACCAACAAGUUAACAACUAAGUUGAUUAUCCCACCACGACAGAGACAAGAGCGCGGGGUAGCACGUGACUGGGACACGAAUCCGCGGGAGAUCCAGCCCAGACCACCUGAAUUCCAGAGAGUGAGGAUCGGAACAAGAAUAGCAAUUCAUCGUCCCGUUCGACUCUAUCCUUAUUAUUAUUAUGAUUAUUAUGAUUAUGAUGAUUCUUGCAAGUUACAACCUUCACCGCACGAGCAGCCGGGAUCACCGGUUGACCGGGACAAGCCGAGGCUGGACCCAGAAGAUGCGCAAUCACCGCCAGCUAGCAUCCGUUGUGACAGGUACAUUUGCCGACGUCAGAUGGAGCGGCUGGCCCGAGAUUGUCCUGAGCUAAAACAACCGGGCGUUGGAGUUGAUGGCCUGUUGCAGCCUUCUCUCGACCACGAUUUGCCAGUCCUGGAGAGCAUGAAAAGAAAGCUCGCUCGGCUGUCGUUCCCGGGAGAAUCGUCAUCCUAUCCGAGAUCGAGGGGGGAGUUGAUGGUGAACUUUGAAGGGAGGGAUGGCCUAGUUGGUAUCUUAUCAUUGUGUCUUAUAGGUUCCAGCUCCAAGACGAUCAUGCUCCGUCAAUAA
This is a messenger RNA of Paecilomyces variotii, 651 nucleotides long. RefSeq lists its product as hypothetical. The transcript is spliced from 5 exons. Lineage: Eukaryota; Fungi; Ascomycota; Eurotiomycetes; Eurotiales; Thermoascaceae. Bases 1 to 651 code for a protein of 216 amino acids. The record is from RefSeq and is a predicted model, not a curated record.